UGCAGCAAACUUCACAGUUCUGCAAAUCAAAGACUCUCCAGGCACCAGAAAAGCACUGAUACAUUUGCCAGAAGACCUGUGUUUCAGACUUCCCAGGGAGGCCUAUCACAGGAGUCAAGGGAAAUGCAACAGGAAGCAGCUAAGGCAGCACACCUGUGCACUUGGGCAAUCCCUUGGGACCUUGGGGACUCAGUUGCUAUGAAUGAGAACUGGUGCUGGGCUGGGCUCCACAAAGCACUGGAGAGCUGAGAUAUCUGUGAGGCACACCCCCAGCAUAGAAGGAUUUCCGCUAACCACUUGAGAGGGGAAGCAGAAAAGGGACAAAUUGCAACAGCCACUACACUUCCUUCAGGCCUCACUCUUGGGACGAGGUGACCAACAGAAAGCAGCUUGAUGGUGGAGGGGUGCCUUAGGAGAGGGAUACCUGCCAUAAUCCAGGAACACCACAGAGUCUAGAAUGCAGUGUGCUGCCACUUCUGGAUUUAGGAAGAAAAACAGAAGGGCUAGAGGCCGACUGUUCUGAACUGAAAACACCAUUCUGCCACCUCUACUGAACAGGGUCUGACUGAGGCUUCCUCUCACCUCUGCUCUAAUGACUGAGGAGGGACAGCCAAGUUCUGUAUCUCCAGGCAGUCCUUCAGCAGCACCAGAGAUCAGUCAGUUGCUGGUGACUCACACUUCCUCACUUCCUGAAUCUUUCAAAAGUCCAGCCUGGGUCUGAAACCCUUCGCUGAAAUGACUUGCUUUGUUCUAGGGUAGAUGGUCAGUGUGUCUGCAUGGGUUUGUAUUUCUUCAGAAAAAGAGAAUAGCUGGUGUGCGGCCCCCAGCCUUUCUGCAGUUGGAUUUAUCAGAAGCCACCAUGGGCCCCGUGAAUUCGAGAGGUCACAAGGCAGAAGCCCAGGUGGUAAUGAUGGGCCUGGACUCUGCCGGCAAGACCACAAUCCUGUACAAGCUGAAAGGGAAUCCGCUGGUGGAGACCUUACCCACCGUUGGUUUCAAUGUAGAGCCUCUUGAAGCUCCUGGACAUGUGUCACUGAUUCUCUGGGACAUUGGGGGACAGACUCAGCUCAGGGCUACCUGGAAGGACUACCUGGAAGGCACUAACAUCCUUGUGUAUGUGCUGGACAGCACAGAUGAAGCCCGCUUGCCUGAGGCAGUGGCUGAGCUCAACGAAGUCCUGGAAGACCCCAACAUGGCCGGCGUCCCUUUCUUGGUACUGGCCAACAAGCAGGAGGCACCUGAUGCUCUCCCAUUGCUUGAAAUCAGAGACAGGCUGGGCCUGGAGAGGUUCCAAGACAAUUGCUGGGAGCUUCGGGCCUGCAGUGCCCUCACAGGCCAGGGGCUACAGGAAGCCCUGCAGAGCCUGCUCCAUCUGCUGAGAUCCUGCUGAAAUGUGGUAGCCUCGGACUCCAGGCUGGAGCAGGACUGGGAUCAGGGCCAGCCAGACCCCCUGAGCAGGCACAACAGCUUAUCCUUGCUCCUAUGAACAGGAAGGGUCAGCUGAUCCUUCAGAAACUACAACCCAGUUCAACACACAAGAAAUCCUUCUACUUUUGGACAGGAUAUUUUCCGUGGUGGCACUUAUGCUGAAAAUCAACUUUUUAAAAAAAAUAGUAAUAGCCAGAGGGAAUAUAAAGAUCUUCCAAGUACUCAUGUAACAGGUCACUACCAAGUGUGGAUGCAACAGAGUUAGUAACAGUACCUGAGAACCAAGUUCGCAAAUGAAAAGAAGUUUCAAAACUGUAUCUGAGUGUCACCUCGACACUCAGAUCACUGUCAUCAGGAGCCAUGCUUCCUGCUGGCUUCUGGGCACAAGCCAUUGUUACUCUUCCUACAAUUGUACAAUAGGCUAGGCUGGCAGCUGAGAGGGGCCUUCAGCUCCCACAACGCUGCAGAUAUCACAGGGCCCUGGAGCUUUCCAGAAUUCACCCUGCUCUCCAUCUCCAUCUCUGAUUAACCCUUCUCUGCCCUACAUCCUAUGUUGUAAAAAGGAUAUAAAAUAAAGCUCCACUGUUCUCUCCCA
Messenger RNA from Cricetulus griseus (Chinese hamster), 2023 nucleotides. NCBI's taxonomy places the organism in Eukaryota, Metazoa, Chordata, Mammalia, Rodentia, Cricetidae. The record is from RefSeq and is a predicted model, not a curated record.